Gallus gallus (chicken) is the source of this 2665-nucleotide messenger RNA. It is a transcript of the gene METTL13, whose product is annotated as methyltransferase like 13. Bases 84 to 2144 code for a protein of 686 amino acids. The transcript has 8 exons. Gene Ontology annotation, molecular function: S-adenosylmethionine-dependent methyltransferase activity. NCBI's taxonomy places the organism in Eukaryota, Metazoa, Chordata, Aves, Galliformes, Phasianidae. The record is from RefSeq and is a predicted model, not a curated record.
GCCGUCAGUGGGGGCGCGGUACGGGAACACGUGUUCGGGACCGGGACCGGCCCCGGAUCGAACCGAACCGCCGAACCGGGGCCAUGGAGCUGCUGCCCCGCAGCCCCGGGGAGUUCGGCUCGGCGCGGUACUGGGAUCGGUUCUUUCGGCAGCGCGGGCAGCGGCCCUUCGAGUGGUACGGGGCGUUCCCGGAGCUGUGCCCCGUGCUGCUCAAGUACGUGCGGCCCCGCGACAAGGUUCUUGUGGUCGGCUGUGGGAACUCGGAGCUGAGUGAGCAGAUGUACGACACGGGGAUGUGUGAGGACAUUGUGAACAUUGACAUCAGCGAUGCCGUGAUCCGUCAGAUGCAGGAGCGGAGCGCGAGCAAGAGGCCAAAGAUGAGCUACCUGCAGAUGGAUAUGCUUCACAUGGACUUCCCAGACGCCCAUUUCCAAGUGGCCCUCGACAAAGGCACGCUGGAUGCCGUACUCACUGAUGAUGAAGAGGUUACUCUAUCUAAGGUGGACAGGAUGUUUGCUGAGAUCAGCCGGGUUUUGCAGGUGGGAGGGCGCUACCUCUGCGUCUCCUUGGCUCAAGCCCAUGUGCUGAAGAAAGCAGUGGAAUACUUCUCCCAGGAAGGCUGGGUAGUGCGUGUUCACGAGGUGGCCACCAGUGGGGACAAGCAGCAGUUUGUCCUGCCGGUCUUUGUCUACGUCAUGACAAAGUUCAGGAAGAUCCCUGGCUCUGCACUGCAGAUCCUGGAGAUGUGCCCCGAGGAGCAGGACAAGCCGCUGCGAUUGGAGAGCACAGAGCGGCUGGUGGAGGCGGUGAAGGACAGGCAGCACUACGCCCUGCUCUGCAGCCAGCUCAGCAAAGCCCCCUGUGGGGAGCAGCUUUCCCUGGAUCUGUGUGAUAAAGGCAGUGGGAGACCCCGCUAUACGCUGCACGUAGUCGACAGCCCUGCGGUGAAACCUUCCCGUGACAAUCGCUUUGCCAUCUUCAUCAUCCCGCAGGGCAGAGAAACCGAGUGGCUCUUUGGGACGGAGGAAGGGCGGAGGCAGCUGGCUGCCAGCGCGGGCUUUGGGCGCCUGGUCACUGUGGCCCUGCACAGGGAGCAGCGCUACGAGGGCAUGGCGAGCAUCCAGGCAGAGCUGUCGGGGAAGGUGAUGGAGCUGGCCCCGCCGGGCCUCCCCGCCCGGCAGCAGGUGCCCUUCCUGUCUGUGGGAGGGGACAUCGGGGUGCGGACGGUACGGCACUGUGAUACCAGCCCCCUGAGUGGGGAGUUCGUCGUGGAGGACGUCAAAGGGGAAGAUGCGUGCUACUUCCGUCGCCUCGUCUUCCUCAGCAACAGGAAUGUGGUGCAGUCGGAGGCCCGGCUCCUGGCCCCUGCACCUCCCCCAGGCCAGAAGAAACGGAGGAAAGACAAGAAGAAGCCUGGCCCUGCCGAGCCUCCUAUGGCAAUUGACAAGAGCUACCUGUGCUGUGAGCACCACAAGGCCAUGGUGGCGGGGCUCUGCCUGCUGGGCAGCUCCGACCCCCUACCAGGAACCCCGAUUGCAGUGCUGGUUGUGGGACUUGGUGGCGGCAGCCUGCCCCUCUUCGUCCACGACUACUUCCCACAAGCCCAUGUGGCUGUGGUGGAGAUCGACCCCUCCAUGCUGGAGGUGGCCACGCGCUGGUUUGGCUUCUCCCAGGGUGACCGGAUGCAGGUGCACAUUGCUGAUGGCCUGGACCACGUCGCCAAGCUGGCAGCUGAAGCCUCAGCUCAGUACGAUGCCAUCAUGUUUGAUGUGGACAGCAAAGACCUCACAGUGGGGAUGAGCUGCCCGCCUCCAGCAUUUGUGGAGAAGCCCUUCCUGGAGAAAGUUAAAACCAUUCUCAAGCCAGAAGGGGUCUUUGUGCUCAACCUGGUGUGCCGUGAUGCUCGGCUGAAGGAGUCUGUCCUGGCCAUCCUCAGGGAAGUCUUCCCCCUGCUCUACGCACGCCGCAUCGAUGGGGAGGUCAACGAGAUCUUGUUCUGCCAGCUCAGCCCCGAGAGCCGGCGGGACCCUGUGGAGCUCACAGUGCUUGCCCAGGCACUGGAGGGGUCAAUGCAGCAGUUGGGACGCUCCUGGGACAGCUCGUAUGUGCUGGCAGACAUGCUGCAGGCCAUCAGCAUCCUCUGAGUGGGGCCCUGAUGCCACUUGAGCAAAAGGAGUGCCUGCAUGGUGCUGCAGCUGGGACAUUGUUGACCCUGCAGGGAGCCAGUGCUGGCCUGGUGUCUGCCUGAAGGCUGCAGCUGGCAUGGAGAGGGGCUCCCGACAGCAGAAGGGAGCCCAGCGUGCCUCGUGGAGCGCUGAGGCUCUGCUCUUUGCAUACAGCAGGGCUGGGGAAGAGUGCUGGGAGAGCAGGGAGCUGUGCUGCCCAUGGGACAGUGUUGAGCUGGCAAGGGGAAGAAGAUGCUCCAGGGUUGGCAGGGCUGUGUGUUUGCAUCUCUCCCCACUGCUUUCCUUUUGUGGUUAAAUGUCACUCUGACCAUCCUCUUCCCUUCCAGCACUGCUCCUUCCCCAUGUUCUGCUUUCUUCUACACCUCCAGGAUCACUGCUUGUUGGCAUCUCUGCAAACCCCUGGCUCUGCCCCGAGGCUGGCAGCAGAUGUGUAUAGAUGGGCUGAGUGCUGUGACAAUAAAGCUCAGGACUGCUCUUGA